Messenger RNA from Lampris incognitus (smalleye Pacific opah), 17475 nucleotides. RefSeq names its product plectin-like. Bases 231 to 15371 code for a protein of 5046 amino acids. Lineage: Eukaryota; Metazoa; Chordata; Actinopteri; Lampriformes; Lampridae. The transcript has 35 exons. The record is from RefSeq and is a predicted model, not a curated record. Gene Ontology annotation, molecular function: structural constituent of cytoskeleton; cadherin binding; structural constituent of muscle. Gene Ontology annotation, biological process: intermediate filament cytoskeleton organization; hemidesmosome assembly; wound healing. Gene Ontology annotation, cellular component: cytoplasm; intermediate filament; perinuclear region of cytoplasm.
UUAAGACAGUGAUUGACGAACCACUCAAACCUGAAGAAGUCGCAACACAAGCUGAAACUGUAAUUGUUAAAGAGAAAGCAAAAAAAGCUGCUGCAACUGCUGUCACUCAGGAACCCUCCCAACAUCCUGCCCCUAUUGCGACCAAUAGGCCUGUUAUCGCAACACCUGUUACUAAAGAGGUCAAGGAAGAGAAGGCAAAGGAAGUAAAGGUGACUGUGAAACCAGAAGACAUGGCCAUGGUGAAAACCACAGAGAUGAGGAUUGUUGAAGAAAAUGCCUUUGAGGCAAAAAUAAUUCCAAAUGUCAAGAAAGCUGUACAGAUGUUAGUGUCUAAAGAAACCCUUAAACCCUCAGCGCAGGGGCCUGAGUUACCGCAAAAGCACUCCUCUACUCCUCCGCCUAGUGAUGAUAUUGUCUCUGCUGAGAUGAAUAUUGAAACAAAACUAGUGGUUGAAGAGAGAUCUAAAUCAAAAAAGAAGAAAAAGAAAUCCCCGGGUGAGACAGCCAAAGCCAUCAAUGUUGAGGAGCCCAUUGACACAAAGGUUACUCUGGAAAAAUCCUCCAAAGACAAGGCCCCUGAAGAGCUGCCAGAGAAUGACAGAAUGAGUAUUUCUAAACCGGCAUUACUGCCACCAGGUCAGCUCACUGCAGUGCCCCCGGUGGAGCUUCCAGGUUCUGCACAAGUAAAAGAGAUUGGGGGACCUCCGUAUUCAACAGAUAAGCACACCAACUCUUUGGCAACCUCAGUGACUUCCUUGGAAAUGGUGAAAUCCGAGAUGGAAGUAACAGUCAAACCUAAGGUGGAGAAAGAGUCAGAACUUAAGACAAUCAAAGUGGAGCUCAUACAUGAAAGCCCCAAACCUGUAGAAAAAGUCAUUGCAUUGCGAUCAGAAUCUCAGAAAGCUGCGGCCGAGUUAAAUAUUAGCAACGAGGUGGAGGAAUCUUCUAAGACUAAGAAGAAAGGGAAAGGAAAAAAGCAGGCUCAAGCCUUAGUCUCAGAGGAAAAGACCAAAAAGCCCAUCUCUCCACCUGAGGCAGAACCGUUAUCACCCACUGAAGUAACAUCAGUGCCCAAGGCCACCGUUAAUGAUAGUCCUGUCAUGCCCUCUGAGCUGGCAACAAAGGACGAUCAUCGAAAGAUGACUCCUGAAAGAGUGUGCAGCGAGGAAAUCAAACAGGCGACGGCUGUGCUCACUGAGGCCCCUGCAGACAAAGGAGGGGAGGAGCCAACGCUGCUCUUUGCUGAAAAAAUCAAGCGGGAGGUCCUGAAACCAAAAACAUCCUCCUCUGUGAGGGAAGCGCCCGCAGCUGGAGAAUUAGCGUCAGCGGCACCAGCAGAGGCAGUUUGGGCCGAGGCACAGACCAGCCCCCUCACUGAACAAGGGGAGCCUCCCAAAGUUGCACAACAACAGUCAGACACUCAGGCAGCAGAGCAGAGCGCAGAGAGAGGAGGGCAAUUGCUCUGUGUUCGCCAGGCCCCAGAGCAGGAGGAAGAGAAGAAGAAAGAGUUAGAGGACAGCUCACACUCUGCCACUGCCACACCUAGGCCUGCCCAGCCUAACCACAGUCAUCUGGGGGAAACCUGUGAGUCUGUUACCACUGAACUGGACGAGGCAGCCAUGCGGAGGAAAAUUGUCGUGGUGGAAGAGAUUGUAGAAGUGAAGCAGACUGCCAACCCUCAGGCAUCUGAGGGGCAAUCCUGUCCUGCACCAGUAAAUCCUGAGGUGGAAGCCGAGGAGCUGGACCUGGAUGUUCUGGAGGAACUGGCCAUCGAACGGGCACUAUUGUCCGGUGCAGCAGUGGCCACUGUGAAGGGAGCCUCACCUGAGCAGGAUUGGGACCACUCACUAGAGGAACCAGAGGAGAAGACAUGGCCCAAUUUCAUUGAAGAUGAACGGGAUCGAGUACAGAAGAAGACAUUCACAAAAUGGGUGAACAAGCACCUGAUAAAGCAUUUGAGAGCAGAGGCACAGCGUCAUGUGACUGACCUGUAUGAGGAUCUUAGAGAUGGACAUAACUUAAUCUCUCUGUUGGAGGUCCUUUCUGGGGAAACGCUGCCCAGGGAGAAGGGACGCAUGCGAUUCCACAAACUACAGAAUGUACAAAUUGCACUGGACUUCCUAAAACACCGGCAGGUCAAACUGGUAAACAUCAGAAAUGACGACAUAGCCGACGGGAACCCCAAGCUGACCCUGGGCUUGAUAUGGACCAUCAUUCUUCACUUCCAGAUCUCGGAUAUCCAGGUGAACGGCCAGUCAGAUGACAUGUCCGCCAAGGAGAAAUUGCUGUUCUGGUCGCAGAGGAUGACGGAGGGCUACCAGGGCAUCCGCUGUGACAACUUCACAACCAGCUGGAGGGAUGGCAAACUCUUUAAUGCCGUCAUCCACAAACACCAUCCCAGACUCAUUGACAUGGGAAGAGUGUAUCGGCAGACCAACCUUGAGAACCUGGAGCAGGCUUUCACUGUGGCUGAGAAAGACCUGGGAGUGACCCGCCUGUUGGACCCUGAGGAUGUUGAUGUUCCACACCCGGAUGAGAAGUCCAUUAUCACCUAUGUGUCAUCCUUGUAUGAUGCCAUGCCUCGUGUUCCUGAUGCACAGGAUGGCGUCGCUCAUCAGUUGGAGCUGCGCUGGCAGGAGUACUACGAGCUGGUGACCGUCCUGCUCCAGUGGAUCCGCCACCAUAUUGUGAUCUUCGAAGAGAGGACGUUCCCCACCAGCUACGAGGAGAUAGAGAUUCUGUGGCGACAGUUCCUGAAGUUCAAAGAGACUGAACUCCCAGCAAAAGAGUUUGACAAGAACCGCUCCAAACAAAUCUAUCAAUCCUUCGAGAGUGCUGUCCAUGCUGGUCAGGUGAAGGUCCCUCCAGGCUAUCAUCCCAUCGAUGUGGAGAAGGAAUGGGGCCGACUGCAUGUGGCCAUCCUGGAGAGAGAGCGUCUGCUCAGGAUAGAGUUUGAAAGACUCGAGAGGCUCCAGCGGAUCUUCAGCAAAGUUCAAAUGGAAUCUGGGUCAUGUGAGGAGCAGCUCAACCAGCUUGAUACUCUGCUGCAGACAGACAUUCGCCUGCUGAAUGCUGGGAAACCACCUCAGAACACAGCAGAGAUGGAGAGGGACUUGGACAAGGCAGAUGGCAUGAUCCGACUGCUCUUCAAUGAUGUCCAGCUACUCAAGGAUGGGCGUCACCUGCAGGCUGAGCAGAUUUACCGCAGGGUUUAUCGCCUCCAUGAGCGUCUGGUGAACCUGCGCAGUGACUACAACUUGCGCCUGAAGUCCGCCGUAACAGCUUCCCAAGUGUCCAUGGUCCAAGUCAGCCAGCGCACUACCAUGAAGGUACGGCCCGAGUUGGAUGAGGUGACCCUGCGCUACGCCAAAGACCUGCUGGCCUGGGUGGAGGAGAACCAGCGCCGCAUUGAUGAUGCAGAGUGGGGUUCUGACCUGCCCUCAGUUGAGUCCCACCUGGGCAGUCACAGAGGUCUGCACCAAAGUGUGGAGGAUUUCCGAAACAAGAUUGAACGGGCCAAGACCGACGAGACUCAGUUAUCUACUGUAAGCAAGGGGACAUACAGAGAGUACCUGGGUAAACUGGACCUUCAAUAUGCUAAACUACUGAAUUCAUCCAAGUCUCGCUUGAGGAACUUGGAUUCCCUCCAUGCUUUUGUCAGUGCUGCCACCAAGGAACUGAUGUGGCUAAAUGACAAAGAGGAGGAGGAGGUCAACUUCGACUGGAGUGACAGAAAUACCAACAUGACUGCCAAGAAAGACAACUACUCGGGUCUCAUGCGUGAAUUGGAGAUGAGGGAGAAGCGGGUCAAUGACAUCCAGGCCAUGGGUGACAAACUUCUGAAAGAAGGACAUCCUGGGAGGAAGACAGUUGAGGCCUUCACAGGUGCCCUGCAGACUCAGUGGAGUUGGAUCCUGCAGCUGUGCUGUUGCAUAGAAGCACAUCUCAAAGAAAACACUGCCUAUUAUCAGUUCUUUGCUGAUGCCAAAGAUGCUCAGGAGAGAAUGAAGAAGAUGCACGAGAACAUGAAAAAGAAGUACAGUUGCGAUCGUUCCACCACAGCCACACGUCUGGAGGAUCUCUUGCAGGAUGCAGUGGAAGAAAAGGAGCAGCUGAAUGAAUUCAAGACUCUCGUGACCAGCUUAAACAAAAGAGCCAAGACCAUCAUCCAGCUGAAACCUCGCAACCCCACCAACCCUAUCAAAGGCAAACUGCCUAUUCAAGCUGUCUGUGACUUCAAGCAAACAGAGAUCACUGUUCAUAAAGGAGAUGAGUGUGGUCUCCUUAACAACUCCCAGCCAUACAAGUGGAAGGUGCUGAACCGCUCUGGUAAUGAGGCGGUUGUUCCCUCCAUCUGCUUCCUUGUGCCACCAGUUAACAAGGAGGCCAUGGACGUUGUGUCCAGUCUGGACACAGGUCACCAGCAUAUGUUGUCCCUGUGGCAGAGGCUACACAUAGACAUGAGGAGCUUGCUGUCCUGGCAGUACCUGAUGAGAGACAUCACACAGAUUCGCUCCUGGAACAUUAUCAUGUUUAAGACCAUGAAGUCUGAGGAGUACAGACUGAUAAUGCGGAACCUGGAGCUCCACUAUCAGGACUUCAUGCGUGACAGCCAGGAUUCUGAGCUUUUCGGCCCCGAUGACCGCAUGCAGGUCGAGGGAGACUACACCAAGACGACCCAGCAUUUUGACAACCUGCUCCGCUCCAUGGAGAAAGGUGAACAGGAUGAAUCCAUGUGUAAGAGAUACAUCAGCCAGCUCAAAGACCUGCGUCUGCGUAUAGAAGACUGCGAUGCUCGUACCGUGGCCUGCAUACGCCAACCUGUGGACAAGGACCCUCUGAAAGAAUGUGCUCAGAAGACCAAAGAUCAGAAGAAAGUGCAGACGGAGCUUGAGGGCAUCAAGACUGACCUCGACGACGUGACUGUGAAGACGCAGGAGGUCUUGGCCUCCUCUCAGAAGUCCGUCUCGGCCCCCGUCCUGCGGUCUGAGCUCAACCUCACCGUACAGAAGAUGGAUCAUGCCUACAUGCUGUCUUCUGUUUAUCUGGAGAAGCUUAAGACUGUGGAAAUGGUCAUACGUAACACACAGGGUGCUGAGGGAGUACUUAAGAAAUACGAAGAUCAUCUACGUGAGGUGCACACUGUGCCCAGUGACGUCAAGGAAGUGGAGACUUUCCGCACCAAGUUAAAGACAAUGAAAGCUGAAGCCGAGGGUGAGCAGCCAGUGUUUGAUUCCCUAGAGGCUGAGCUGAAGAAGGCAUCUGCUGUGAGCAACAAGAUGACCUGCGUGCAUAACGAGCGUGACAUUGAGCUGGACCACUACCGCCAGCACCUGUCCGGACUGCAGGACCGCUGGAAGGCCGUGUUCACUCAGAUCGACCUGCGCCUGAGGGAGCUGGAGCAGCUUGGCCGCCAUCUGGGCUACUAUCGCGAGAGCUAUGACUGGCUCAUUAGAUGGAUUGCCGAUGCCAAGCAGAGGCAGGAGAAUAUCCAGGCUGUGCCCAUCAGCAACAGCAAAACUCUGAAGGAACAACUAGCUCAGGAGAAGAAACUUCUUGAGGAGAUUGAAAAGAACAAGGAGAAAGUUGAUGAGUGUCAAAAAUAUGCCAAGGCAUACAUUGACACUAUCAAGGAUUAUGAACUCCAGCUGGUGGCGUACAAAGCUCAAGUGGAACCUCUUGCCUCUCCUCUGAAAAAAACCAAGAUGGAUUCAGCCUCUGAUAACAUCAUUCAGGAGUAUGUGACACUGAGGACCCGUUACAGCGAGCUGAUGACUCUGACCAGUCAGUACAUUAAGUUCAUCACAGACACGCAGCGUCGUCUGGAGAAUGAGGAGAAAGCCGCUGAGAAACUCAAAGCGGAAGAGCAGAAAAAAAUGGCCAAGAUGCAGGCCGAGUUAGACAAACAGAAGCAGUUAGCUGAAGCUCAUGCAAAAGCCAUUGCCAAGGCAGAACAAGAAGCUCAAGAGCUCAAGCUCAAAAUGCAGGAGGAAGUCAGCAGGAGAGAAAUUGUUGCUGUAGAUGCAGAGAAGCAAAAGCACAACAUCCAGCAGGAAUUGCAUGAACUCAAAAACCUUUCAGAGCAACAGAUAAAGAACAAAAGCCAACAGGUUGAAGAGGCUCUUCAAAGCCGUGUCAAGAUUGAAGAGGAAAUCCACCUCAUCAGGAUCCAACUUGAGACAACUGUAUCACAAAAGUGUACAGCAGAGUCUGAGCUCAAGCAACUUCGUGACAAAGCAGCUGAAGCUGAGAAACUUAGAAAGGCUGCCCAAGAAGAGGCUGAGAAGCUCCGUAAACAAGUCAAUGAGGAGACACAGAAAAAGCGCAAGGCAGAAGAGGAACUCAAACUCAAAUCUGAGGCAGAGAGGGAAGCUGCUAGACAAAAGCAAAAAGCCUUAGAGGACCUUGAAAAUCUCAAAAUGCAGGCAGAGGAGGCUGAAAGGCAAAUGAAACAAGCUGAGGUAGAGAAGGAGAGGCAACUCAAGGUUUCUCAAGAGGCAGCCCAGAAAAGUGCUGCUGCUGAGCUCCAGAGCAAGCGCAUGUCCUUUGUGGAAAAGACCUCAAAGUUGGAGGAAUCACUCAAACAGGAACACGGCACUGUCCUCCAGCUGCAACAAGAGGCAGCACGUCUUAAGAAACAGCAGGAGGAUGCAGAAAAUUCUCGGGAAGAGGCAGAAAAAGAGCUUGAAAAAUGGAGGCAGAAGGCCAAUGAGGCGCUUCGUUUGAGACUCAAAGCUGAAGAAGAAGCUCACAAAAAGAGUGUUGCCCAGGAAGAGGCUGAGAAACAAAAAGAGGAUGCUGAGCGUGAGGCCAGAAAGAGAGCUAAAGCUGAGGACUCGGCCCUGAAGCAGAAGGAGAUAGCAGAGAAAGAACUUGAGAGGCAGAGGAAGCUGGCUGAGGGCACAGCCCAGCAGAAACUCAAUGCAGAACAAGAACUAAUCCGUCUAAGAGCAGAGUUUGACCAUGCCGAACAGCAGAGAUCCCUCCUUGAAAAUGAACUUUACCGUCUGAAGAAUGAAGUCAGUGCAGCUGAACAACAAAGGAAACAGCUGGAAGAUGAACUGGCCAAAGUGAGGAGUGAAAUGGAUGUACUCCUACAACUAAAGUCAAAGGCAGAAAAAGAGACCAUGUCCAAUACAGAGAAGAGCAAACAGCUUCUUGAGGCUGAAGCUGCAAAAAUGAGAGAGUUAGCUGAAGAGGCAGGCAAGCUCAGAUCUAUUGCUGAAGAGGCUAAGCGUCAGAGGCAAGUUGCUGAGGAAGAAGCAGCUCGCCAGAGAGCAGAGGCCGAAAGGAUUCUCAAAGAGAAGUUAGCUGCAAUCAAUGAGGCCACCCGCCUCAAAACAGAGGCUGAAAUUGCCCUGAAAGAGAAGGAGGCAGAAAAUGAGAGACUUAGGCGGCAAGCCGAGGAUGAAGCUUACCAGAGAAAAGCUCUUGAAGACCAAGCCAACCAACACAAGCAAGACAUUGAUGAAAAAAUAAUCCAGCUUAAAAAAUCAUCGGAGGUUGAAAUGGAAAGGCAAAAGGCAAUUGUGGAUGACACCCUCAAACAGAGGCGGAUUGUUGAAGAAGAAAUACGAAUUCUCAAGCUUAACUUUGAAAAGGCCUCAUCUGGAAAGCUUGAUUUAGAGCUUGAACUGAACAAACUGAAAAACAUUGCAGAUGAAACUCAGCAAAGUAAACUCCAAGCAGAGGAGGAGGCAGAGAAACUAAGAAAGCUUGCCCUUGAGGAGGAGAAAAGGAGGAGGGAAGCAGAGGAAAAGGUAAAGAAGAUUGCUGCUGCAGAAGAAGAAGCAGCCAGACAACGCAGGGCAGCCCAGGAAGAGGUUGAGCGUCUUAAAAAGAAAGCAGAAGAAGCCAGGAAGCAGAAGGAGGAGGCAGACAAAGAAGCAGAAAAACAGAUUCUUGUGGCAAAAGAAGCAGCCCAGAAAUGCAGUGCAGCUGAGCAGAAAGUCCAAAGUGUUCUUGUCCAACAGAAGGAAGACAACCUCAUGCAGCAAAAGCUCAAAGAAGAGUAUGAAAAGGCAAAAAAGCUUGCAAAAGAGGCUGAAGAUGCUAAAGAAAAGGCAGAAAGGGAGGCUAGUCUUCUCCGUCAACAAGCAGAAGAAGCAGAACGCCAAAAAUUGGCUGCUGAACAAGAGGCUGCAAACCAAGCCAAAGCUCAGGAGGAUGCUGAGAGGCUCAGGAAGGAGGCUGAAUUUGAAGCUGCUAAAAGAGCACAGGCAGAAGCUACUGCACUUAAACAGAAACAACAAGCGGAUGCGGAAAUGGCAAAGCACAAGAAACUGGCAGAGCAAACAUUAAAGCAGAAAUUCCAAGUAGAACAAGAGCUCACCAAGGUUAAACUUCAGCUUGAUGACACAGACGAGCAGAAAUGUAUACUUGAGGAAGAGCUACAACGCUUGAAGGAUGAAGUUGGUGAUGCUAUCAAACAAAGGGCCCAGGUGGAGGAAGAGCUCUUCAAAGUCAAAGUUCAGAUGGAGGAGCUGCUCAAACUGAAACUCAGAAUAGAGGAGGAAAACCAGCGCCUCAUCAAGAAAGACAAAGACAACACACAAAAAUUCCUUGCAGAAGAGGCUGAGAAUAUGAAAAGACUUGCAGAGGAUGCGGCUAGACUUAGCGUCGAGGCCCAAGAGGCAGCACGUAUGAGACAGAUUGCCGAGGCUGACCUCAAUCAACAAAGAGCCCUUGCAGAAAAAAUGCUCAAGGAGAAGAUGCAGGCCAUACAGGAGGCAUCUAAACUGAGAGCUGAGGCAGAACUGCUCCAAAAGCAGAAAGACUUAGCUCAAGAGCAGGCCCAAAAGCUUCUGGAGGACAAGCAGUUAAUGCAACAGCGUCUUGACGAGGAAACAGAAGGAUACCAGAAGUCACUUGAGGCAGAGAGGAAGAGACAAUUGGAGAUCACAGCUGAGGCUGAAAGGCUCAAGCUUAUGGUUUCGCAACUCAGUGAAGCCCAAAGCAAAGCUGAGGAUGAGGCUAAAAAAUUCAAGAAGCAAGCUGAUGCAAUCGCUUCCCGUCUUCAUGAGACAGAACUAGCCACCCAAGAGAAAAUGACUGUAGUCGAAAAACUUGAAAUCCAGAGACUAAGCAGCAACAAAGAGGCUGAGGAUUUACGCACAGCUAUUGCAGACCUAGAGAAGGAGAAGGCUAGAUUGAAAAUGGAGGCUGAAGAACUUCAGAAUAAGUCUAAAGAGAUGGCUGAUGCCCAGCAGAAACAAAUUGAACAAGAGAAGACACUGCUCCAGCAGAGCUUCCUGACUGAGAAGGAGAUGCUACUGAAGAAGGAAAAGCUCAUUGAAGAUGAGAAAAAGAAGCUGGAGAGCCAGUUUGAAGAGGAAGUCAAAAAGGCCCAAGCUCUCAAAGAUGAACAGGAACGCCAGAGGCAGCAGAUGGAUGAGGAGAAGAAGAAACUCCAGGCCACCAUGGAUGCUGCUCUGAGCAAGCAAAAAGAGGCUGAGAAAGAUAUGUAUAAUAAACAAAAAGAAAUGGAGGAUCUGGAAAAGAAGAGACUUGAGCAAGAAAGGAUACUUGCAGAAGAAAACCAGAAACUGCGUGAGAAGUUGCAGCAGCUCGAGGAUGCUCAGAAAGAACAACACAGCAGAGAAAUUGACAUUCAGACUGAUAAAGUAACUGAAUCAGUCCAUGUUGGAACAACAAAGAAAGUGUUUAAUGGUGCUGGAGAUUUAGCAGACGAACUUGAUGGGAAAAAAGAUCCAUUGUCUUUCGAUGGGAUCCGUGACACUGUUCCUGCAAGCAGGCUUCAUGACCUUGGCCUUUUGACCAAAAAAGAGUUUGACAAGCUGAAAAAGGGCAAAACCACAGUGCAAGAGCUCAGCGAAUUUGAGAAGUUAAGAAAAAUUCUAAAAGGCGAUAACUGUAUUGCUGGCCUCUUGACACCAUCUAAUCAGAAAGCAACAAUUUAUCAAGCACUGAAAGAGAAAAUGAUUACUCCAGGCACAGCGCUGAUCUUUCUUGAAGCUCAAGCUGCCACAGGCUACAUUAUUGAUCCCAUCAAGAACCAGAAACUCUCCGUUAGUGAGGCUGUCAAGGAAGGCAUAAUUGGCCCUGAAUUGCACAACAAAAUGCUUUCAGCUGAAAGGGCUGUUGUUGGCUACAAAGACCCAUACACUGGAGGCAAGAUCUCUGUCUUUGAGGCUAUGAAGAAAGGUCUGAUUGAACGUGAUCAAGCCAUCAGAAUCCUUGAAGCUCAACUGGCAACCGGUGGUAUUAUUGACCCUAUCAAUAGUCAUCGUGUACCCCUUGAAACAGCUUACAAACAAGGGCAAUAUGACACAGAAAUGAACAAGAUUCUGGAGGACCCCUCAGAUGACACGAAGGGAUUCUUUGACCCCAGCACACAGGAACCAUUGACAUACUCUGAGCUAAUGGGGAGAUGCACCACCGAUUCUGACACUGGCCUCCUACUCCUGCCAAUCACUGAAAAGGCUGCUCACUGCUCCAGUAUAUAUACAGAAGAGGAAACCAAGGAUGUGUUUAGCAAAACAACUGUGUCUGUGCCAUUUGGAAGAUUCAAAGGGAAGACUGUCACCAUAUGGGAAAUUAUCAAUUCUGAGUACUUCACUGAGGAUCAGAAGAGAGACCUCCUCCGUCAAUACAAGACAGGCAAAAUCACAAUAGAAAAAAUUAUUAAGAUUGUGAUUACUGUGGCAGAGGAAAAAGAGAAGAAGAAGGAAAUUACCUUUGAUGGUUUGAGAGCACCUGUCCCUGUUACUGAGUUAUUGGAAUCCAAAAUUAUUGACAAAGAUCUUUGCAACAAGCUGCAAAAAGGAAAUAAGACCAUCAAAGAGGUGUCUGAAAUGGACCCAGUCCACAAAGCGCUAAAGGGCACAAAUUGCAUUGCAGGAGUAAUUAUUGACUCAUCCAAAGUGACACUGUCCUUUUAUCAAGCUAUGAAAAAUGAAUUUAUGAGGACAGGGCUUGCUUUGAAUAUGCUUGAGGCACAAGCAGGAACAGGAUAUGUAGUUGACCCUGUGAAAAAUCAGAAGUUCACUGUUGAUGAAGCUGUCAAAGCAGGUGUUGUUGGUCCUGAGUUACAUGAAAAGCUUCUAUCUGCAGAGAGAGCUGUAACAGGCUACAAAGACCCUUACACUGGGAAGACUGUAUCUUUGUUUGAGGCCAUGAAGAAAGAACUCAUCCCUAAAGAACAAGGAAUCCGACUGCUUGAUGCACAACUGACCACAGGUGGCAUCAUUGAUCCAGUCAAAAGCUAUCACAUCCCACUUGACGUUGCCUGUAAGAGAGGCUGUUUUGAUGAUGAAAUGAACCAGAUUCUAAGCAACCCCACUGAUGAAACAAAAUGCUUCUUUGACCCCAACACACAGGAAAAUGUCACAUACUCCCAGUUAUUCAAAAGAUGUGUCACUGAUGAGAAAACUGGUCUCCAGCUUCUCCCACUGUCAGACCAAGCAAUCAGUUCAAAGGAAGAGCAGGUUUACACUGAGGCCCAGACUAAAGAGGCUAUGACUCAGGCAACCAUGGAGCUUGACUGUGGGCCAUUCAAAGGAAAGAAGAUGACCAUCUGGGAAAUAAUGAACUCUGAAUAUCUCACUGAAGAACAAAGACGUGACCUUCUCAGACAGUAUAGGUCAGGAAAAGUGACAAUUGAAAAGAUCAUAAAGAUUAUUAUCACUAUAGUACAUGAGAAGGAGGCAAUGAAACAAGAGCAGUCCAACUUUAAGGGACUCAGAGCUCCAGUUCCUGCUAGCUCUCUGUAUGAUUCCAGCAUUAUUGACAAAGAAACAUUUGACCUCCUGCAGAAAGGAAAAACAACACCUACACAAGUCAGUGAAAACCCCAAUGUCAGCAAAUAUCUUAGGGGCUCUGAUAGUAUUGCUGGUAUCUAUCUGGAUCCAACAAAGGAGAAAAUCAGCAUUUAUCAGGCUAUGAAGAAGAAGCUCCUUAGACACAACACAGGCCUUCCACUCCUUGAGGCCCAAGCUGCCACUGGCUUCAUGGUUGAUCCAGUGAGGAACCAGUAUCUGUCAGUUGAUGAGGCAGUGAAAACUGGCCUUGUUGGCCCUGAGCUACAUGAAAAACUCCUCUCUGCAGAAAAAGCUGUCACAGGAUAUAAAGACCCAUUUACAGGCAACAAAAUCUCACUUUUUAAAGCAAUGCAAAAAGACCUUAUCCUGAAACAACAUGCCAUGCCAUUGUUAGAAGCACAGAUGGUAGCUGGAGGAAUAAUUGACCCUGUUAACAACCACCGUGUCCCAACUGAUGUUGCAUAUCAGAAGGACAUUUUCAGCAAAGAAAUUGCAAAUGCCCUGUCUGAGACAUCUGAUGACAAUAAGGUUUUCAUAGACCCUGAAACUGAUGAUAAUGUAACAUAUAAACAGCUGAAAGACAAGUGCACAAAAGAUCAAGAGACAGGCCUGUAUCUCCUCCCACUCUCUAAGCCUCAGUCUCCAACUGUUGUGGAGAAAACAUAUCUUUACACUGAGGAACAAACACAGAGUGAGUUGACCAACACCCAACUCGACAUUCCAAUUGAAGGCCUCGGUGGAAAGUCAACAAAUCUCUGGGAUAUUAUCAACUCAAAUCUGCUUCCAGAGCAGGAGCGACAGAGGCUCAUGGAGGAUUAUCGUUCUGGUAAAAUCACCAAGGAGCGUAUGAUCAUUAUCAUUAUUGAGAUCAUGGAACAGAGAGAGAUUAUCAGAGGGGAGAGUGCAAUGACAUGUAAGACAAUCAGGAGGAGGAUAACUAUUGAUGAGCUGUACAAUGCCCGCAUUAUUGACCUGGAAACAUACAACCUACUUAAACAGGGAAAGAGAGAAAUCCUUGACAUAAUGGAGAUAACCAGUGUGAAGAAUUAUCUCUAUGGCACAGGCUGUGUUGCUGGUGUCAUGACUGACUCCAGCUCCAAGAUGAGUAUUUACCAAGCAAUGAAGAGAGGCUUUAUGAAGCCUGAAAUAGCUCUCAGUCUCCUAGAGGCUCAAGCUGCCACAGGAUUUAUUAUUGAUCCAGUGAAAAAUGAAACACUCACUGUUGAUGAGGCUGUUCGUAAGGGUGUUGUUGGCCCUGAGAUCCAUGAUAGACUGUUGUCAGCUGAAAGGGCAGUUACAGGAUACAAGGAUCCAUACAGUGGGAAAAUAAUCUCUCUUUUCCAAGCCAUGAAGAAGGAUCUUGUUCUGGAGGAUUAUGCUCUGAAAAUGUUAGAAGCUCAAACUGCCACUGGGGGCAUUAUAGAUCCAGAAUUUCAGUUCCACCUUCCAGGAGAUGUUGCCAUGCAGAGGGGGUAUAUCAACAAGGAAACUAAUGAAAGAUUAAGUGAUGAUGUCAAAGGAUUCAUUGACCCUGUCACUGAGGAGAAACUGUCUUAUGCUCAGCUGCUCAAGAGAUGCAAGUUGGAGGCUGGACUACGCCUGCUCUCCCUUGGAGAUAAGAGGUUGAUGUUUAAAGGUCUGAGGAAGCAAAUCACAUUGGAAGAGCUUCUCUCUUCACAGAUUAUUGACCAGCAAACUGUUACUCAGCUGAAUGAAGGGCUUAUUUCAGUGGAAGAGGUUAGCACUAGGCUAUCAAGAUACCUUGAGGGCACUAGCAGUAUUGCUGGAGUGUUUGUAGAGUCCACCAAAGAGCGUCUGUCAAUUUACCAGGCCAUGAAGAAGAACAUGAUCAGGCCAGGCACUGCAUUUGAACUGCUUGAGGCCCAGGCAGCCACAGGGUAUGUCAUCGAUCCAAUCAAAAACCUGAAACUUACUGUUAAUGAAUCUGUCAGGAUGGGAAUUGUAGGCCCAGAAUUCAAAGAUAAGCUUUUCUCUGCUGAGCGUGCAGUGACAGGAUACAGAGAUCCUUAUUCAGGCAAGACAAUUUCCCUGUUCCAAGCCAUGAAAAAGGGGCUCAUCCUCAAAGACCAUGGUAUCCGUCUCCUUGAGGCCCAGAUUGCAACUGGUGGAAUUAUUGACCCAGAGGAAAGUCACCGUCUUCCAGUGGAGGUAGCCUACAAACGUGGCCUCUUUGACGAGGAAAUGAAUGAGAUUCUAACAGAUCCAUCUGAUGAUACCAAGGGCUUUUUUGACCCUAACACUGAGGAAAACCUAACCUACCUCCAGCUCAUGGAAAGGUGCAUAACUGACCCAGAUACUGGCCUAGUGCUUUUACUUUUGAAGGAGAAGAAGCGUGAAAAGCAGACAUCUUCCAAAUCCUCUGUUCGUAAACGCAGAGUUGUUAUUGUCGACCCAGAAACAGGAAAAGAGAUGACAGUGUAUGAGGCCUACAGGAAAGGACUCAUUGACCAUCAGACCUACCUGGAGCUCGCCGAGCAGGAGUGUGAAUGGGAAGAGAUCACAAUAACCUCCUCAGAAGGCACUGUAAAAUCUAUUAUCAUAGACCGGCGGUCAGGAAGACAGUAUGAUGUUGAUGAUGCUCUUUCACGUGGUUUCAUUGAUCAGAAUGGUCUUGAUUCCUAUCGCUCCGGAAACCUAUCUAUCACUGAAUUUGCUGACAUGCUCUCUGGAAACAUGGGCGGUUUCCGCUCUCGCUCUUCCUCUUUUGGUUCCACCACUGGCUCCACCUCUUCUUAUCCUAUGAGCCCCAUACCCUCCAUUAAACCCCCUGCAACCAUAUGGAAUGACCCAACAGAGGAGACUGGCCCCGUAGCUGGAAUCCUAGACACAGACACUCUGGAGAAAGUUUCCAUCACUGAAGCCAUGCACAGAAACUUGGUAGAUAACAUCACAGGCCAAAGACUGCUGGAAGCCCAGGCAUGCACAGGUGGAAUAAUUGAUCCCACAACUGGAGAAAGGUUCUCUGUCACAGAUGCAACUGGAAAAAACCUUGUGGAUAAAAUCAUGGUUGAUCGCAUUAACUUGGCUCAAAAAGCAUUCAAUGGAUUUGAAGAUCCUAGAACUAAAGUAAAGAUGUCUGCCUCCCAGGCACUAAAGAAGGGCUGGCUAUAUUAUGAGGCUGGGCAACGUUUCCUGGAGGUCCAGUAUCUCACUGGUGGGCUUAUUGAGCCUGAUGUUGAGGGGAGGGUGUCGCUAGACGAAUCCAUCAGGAAGGGCACAAUUGAUGCCCGCACUGCCCAGAAGCUUAGAGAUGUCAGUGCUUACUCCAAAUAUCUGACAUGUCCCAAAACCAAACUCAAAAUCUCCUUCAAAGAUGCCAUGGACAGAAGCAUGGUGGAGGAAGGAUCUGGCCUUAGGUUGCUUGAAGCCUCUUCACAGUCUAGCAAAGGCCUGUACAGUCCCUACAACGUCAGUGGGACAGGAUCUGCCGCUGGUUCAAGGACUGGAUCCAGGACUGGAUCUAGAUCAGGCUCUCGAAGAGGCAGCUUUGAUGCUGGCUCUGGCUUCAGCAUGAACUUUUCCUCUUCCUCCUUCACAUCUUCCUCAACCAGUUAUGGUCGCAGAUUCUAACCAGGAUUAGCUUACCCUGCCCCUAAAAGAUUUCGAUAAGCCAUUAGAUUCAGAACCAAUCAUGACAAUGCACUACAGUUGUGUAACUCACCGGAAAAUAAUAGUUUAGAAUAAAAAAGAAAGCAUAAUUUAUUUAUUCUCUCUCACAUAAAAAUGGCUAGAUUAUUAGAAAUGCAUUUUUCAGUACUCAGUAGAUAUCUAAACAUAUCUUACAUGCCUUACAUAUCAAGCCUUAACUAAUAAGAACUAGCUGAAUCAAACGUUCUGUUCCUUUUCAUGAAUAUUGAUUAUCAAGUCAGUUUAUAUUUUUGAAAGCAAAAACAUUACAUUUUUUUAGUCGCCAUUACUGAUUUUAUAGUUUUCAUUUUGCAAUUGUUUAAACUUGUACACUUGUGCUCUCUGAGACUAAUAUAUACUGUAUGUAUGUUGAAAAGCGAUUUUUUUUCCAAUAUUCCCUUUUCCCCUAGGAAUAUUUAUAUUCCUAUAUUUUUUUUAUCUUUUUAACAAUACUCAGUGAGAUUUGCAAACACAUUCGGUGUUGUAUUUCCCAAAAUAUGUAGAUGUUUUUAGAAUUCUGAAUAUUUGUAUAGAGCCUGACCAGAUUUUGUUUUGUUUUAUUAAUAUCUGGGUUGUUAGUUGCAGUAUAGAAUACAUCUAUGAGACUCUAAAAAAUUGACCUUACACACUGGAUCAAGUCCAAAAAUGAAAUUUAUAUGGACUCUUCCAACACCAAUUUCCCAUUUGUUAUUGCCUUGCACUCAUAGCCUCAUAUGUUCAGUGGAUUUUCACACCCCUUCAUUUCAUCUUUAAUUUACACACCCCAAAGUUCUCGAUCCCUUCUCAGUUCCCCUUAGUCAGAUGUUCCUGAUAAAAUCUCCCAAGAUGUCAGUCUUGAUCCUGUUCGCCCUCACAGAGCUGCCUGCUGUUGUUUUGGUCCUUGUGUUGCAGCCCUUCAGAAUUAGACAUAGUAGUGCAAAUACUCAAUUUGUCAGAGAAUACGAUCCAGUCAGCUUGGAUGGUCUUCUGAAUAUGGAUCAUCAUCCAGCUAUGCAGAUCUGCCAUUGAGUAUGUCCUUUCUUCCAUUGCACAUCACAUUUGAAGAGAAAUGAGGCUUGUGAUCCUGACAUCUACUUGGGGUGCUUUGAUAGGAACAGUCUUCAGUCGUGAUCUUUCUGCAUUUAUGUUGCUUGAAUGUUAAAAGUUAUGUCCAUUAUGUCCACAUGUUGUGGAAAACACUAGUAAUUCACACAUACAACACAACUGUGUGUAUGUACAAUUCUUUCAUAUGGUUGCCUAUGAAGAAUCACUGUACAGGGCUAGUGUAGCGUAUCUUCUAUAAUACGUUCAAAAUUCCAAGCAGUUAUUUUGUGUAAAUUGAGUCAAAACCAAAGUGCUACAUGACAUUUUGAGAAAUGUUUUUGGUGCAACAAGACAUUGCAUGAAUGUAUGUAUUAUAUGAAAUGUUUCCAUUUCAUAUUUCAUUUUGCUACAGAUUUCUUACUUUGCGAACCGAAAACUAGCGUGAAGCUUUAUCAUUAUAUGGCUUACAGCUCUUUUUUCAUGCCAAGUACUUGUGUUCUGUUUCUUAAAAAAUGUGUUUUACCUCUGUGAAUCAUUUUGUUUUUGUUUUUCCAUCCUGUUUUUGAUAUAUCAGUCUGCCUUGCAUAUGUUCUUUACCUUAAAAAUGGGAGAAAAUAUAUGUGAGAUACAAUUUAAAUAUAAAGACUCAGAUUUUUUUUUCUUUUUCUUUUUUGCUCAGCUCUGACUUAAAUAUUAAUAUCACAUUUAGUCAAAAACUAACAUGUUGGUUUUGUUCAUGGGCAAAUAAUAGCUUUAAAUGGCAUGGUGAGUGGAUUGUAUUGGAUGGUUUGAAGAUAACACUGAUACUACAAUGUAAAUAAAUGUGCUAUGAUGAGGUCAUCUUGUCAUUCAUGCUGCAAUAAGUAGACAAAAGAAAACAAUUUGUGUUACUGGAUAUCUAUUUAUACAUUUGUCAUUACAGUCUCUUGGUUGACACUAAAAAUUCACAACAUAAUAAGAAAUCAAAACAUGAACGUUUACAACUGACCUAAAUGGUGAUAAAACACUUCUGUUAAAUGAAUCA